Culex pipiens pallens (northern house mosquito) is the source of this 2751-nucleotide messenger RNA. RefSeq lists its product as uncharacterized. Lineage: Eukaryota; Metazoa; Arthropoda; Insecta; Diptera; Culicidae. The transcript has 2 exons. The record is from RefSeq and is a predicted model, not a curated record. The coding region runs from base 389 to 2146 and encodes 585 amino acids.
AAAAACACCUCUUUUUUCGCAUGUUCAAAAAUGGGAUGUGUCGUACCGCCCCUUCGGCACGAGAUAUCAAAAAAACGGAUCUCGGAUUCGUGAUCAGGGACAAAAAUUACCCCUUAGGACCAAGUUUCACGCAAACGGUCGGGGCAACUGCUGUGUGAGUUGUCGGAGAAUUACCCAAUUGCGCUAGUUAAAAAAAUGGUUGGCUCAACAAAAUUGCCAACUCAUAUCAGCAAAUUUACUGAUUGGCAAUGGAUACUCUUUCUAUGUUACUAUCGAAUUUUAAUAAUCUAAAGUGUUUGAAGAUACAUUUAAGCUAGGUUUGUUGUGGUAACGGAAUUACAAUGUUCAUUGUGAGGAUAACUACAAUCCUAAGCGUUGUUCUUCUAAAAUGGCUUCUGCUGAAUGGUUGUUGGCAACAAUUCUAGUCGUACUUUUAUUUGUCAGAUCUGAAGGCACCUCGUCAGAACCAAUCAAAUACAUCGUAUCAGUAAUUAAUUACCUAGCAGCCUCGGAAUCUGGUGUACCCAGUUGUGUAUUUUACCGAUUUGUUAAAAACACUAGCCUCGAGCCUGUUCUUCGGGCACCAGAGCUUGAAUUUGUAUCAAAAGUGAUAUUUUUGACGUACGCCCCUAUCGUCCGUAUUGACCAGUGGAGUACUGAGAAGAUGCUGAUUGUGCUUGAGGCCAACCAACUAUCGAAAAGAUUCAAUCAUUACUAUUUCAACAACGUAAUGGAAUCCAUGAGUCCUAAAACUAAGAUACUUGUGCUUGCCGAUACAGAGUCCAAAGAUUUUCACAAGUGCGAUGAGAUUUUGAGAAAUUUGAAUUACUGUGAUGUGGUGUAUUUGGACGAGAAGAAUCACCGAAUGUGGGCCGUUGAUAUAGUUAAACGUGUUCAGCUGAAAUAUUUGGGAGCUCCGAGUGAGGUGUUCAACGGUUCUAUGAUUCGAAAUAUGCGCGGAAGACGGCUGAAGAUUGCGGGACGAAUCAAAGUCUUAAACGAUACACCUUUCUAUGUAUGGUCAAAAGAAACCGCCUUGCUUAUGAACACCACUGUCUGGAAGACUUAUCAUACCUGUGGCAUUAUGGCAACGGAUAUAAGUAACCCAUGCUACGACAGGCAUUUAGACACAAAACGGAUCGAUAUUGAUUUAACAUGUUACACCAUAGACAACUAUAACAAAUUUGCGUUCAACCGCCUCUUAACAUCGCUCAUGUAUUACGAAACAGUUUUAGUUCCCAGAUCGCAACUAACAAUCGUGCAGCUGUUCUUUUUUCCUUUUCAAUUGGGUGUUUGGGUACUACUAGGAUCACUUCUUGGUUUAGCGGAAAUAUUGAAAUUGCUGUUUCCGUGGCUUCUUCGAAAUGAUCCCAUCCUAUUGGUUGUUUGUGGAUUCGAAAGAUACGAUCUACAUAAAGCUCGACGAUGGGAAAAAAUAGUUUUACUAUCAUUGAUUGUCUUGAUCUUCUUCACAACUUGUGCCUAUGAAACCAAACUGCAAUCAAUGAUGAUCAGAAAGCCGGCAACCAGACAAAUCAAUACGUUGCAAGAGUUGAUAGAUUCCGGAAUCAAAAUCAAAGUGAAUUUGUUAAGCUAUCCUAGUUUGAUAAACCACAGUUUGAUCGAUGGCAUAGUUGUCGAUAGCUUGGAAACUGUUAUUGAUAUGGACAUGGAACAUGCUUACAUUGCAACACAAAAUGUGGCUGAAUUCGUGGCCUCUUUUUAUUACGAUAGCAGUCAACGCAUGUUCCGUUACAGAGUUCUACGUGAACCUCUGUCUAUGAAUCACUUAACUAUUAAUCUAUCUUCUCGAAGCCCUUUUCUAAACAUUUUAAGCAAAACAUUAUCGUCCAUUAUCGAAAGCGGACUCUAUGAACACUGGCAAAUGAUUAGAGCAAGUUCCCACAGGUUACGUAUCGCAAAAACCGUAGAUGCAUUGUUUUUCUCUGACAUUACUCCAGCUUGGAUGGCUUGGGGUGGUGGCCUAAUUGUGAGCAUUGUUGCAUUCGUAGGUGAAAUUUGUAUAAAAGUUCUAGUUCCAAAAUUGUGGUCGAUAAUUUUUUUCUACAAAAUAAAACGAUCUCAGAUGGUACGGAACCAUGUCGCUAAUUUGGUUGAUUCAAACAAGAAAAAAAUAAAAAGGUAAUGCUUUUUCAGGAUUUUAUAACUAUAUUAAAUAAUCCCACUUUUCUAGGCAAUCAAAAGUAACUGAAGAGUCGAAUAACUCACGUACCAUGAAUUUUCCAGCUUCUUUAAAGCCAAUAUCCUAGCCACAUAUUAGCCAAGCUCAAAACAUCAUUGAAAUUGUAUCGUUUCAUACUACCCUUCAUAUUCAAUUCAUAGACUCUCUGAACAUACUAUGAACCAGAUCGUGAACGCACCCCGAUUAAAACAAAAACGUCACUCCCAAACGCAAGCACACCACUACACUCUCACCAAGCUGUCAUCGGCUGCGGCAACCCAAAACAGCAACAAAAACACUGAGCCGAGUCUCUGCCCAAUUAACUCUCCUGUGUGUUGCUGCUGUUGAUGCACACGAAAUUUUUAUUUAUAAAGUAACUACUGGUGGUGGUGCAGGAACGCCGAGAAGGUAGCUGCUGUUACGGGGAGCUUUUGGGCGUACGAAUGCAGCGGAACUAGCUGGCUGGAGGAUUAUCGAUAUCCGAUUGCAGUGACGUUGCUAGCAAGUCUGGCCAAAACAAGUGUGUUGUGUUAUUUUUUUAUCGAUCUGUACUCUCAAUAGCUAAUGGG